AUGGCGGACAUGAACCGCCGCAAGGGGGGCGUCCGCUCGCAGCAGAGCUACAUGCAGCAGCAGGCGGCGGCGGCGUCCCAGCAGCCCAAGGCGCCGGGCUUCCACCCCAAUAGGAGCGGAGGAUACCGCAACGCCGGCGCCGCCGCCCGCCCUGGCGGCGCCCAGAAGCCCUCGAUGACCGGAGCCAAGAUGGGCAUCAAGAGCGGUAUGACGGUGGAAGAUCUCAAGCGACUCACGCAGAAGAGGAUGCAGCAGUCGGCGGCGUCCAACCCCGCCACGCCCAAGACCGCCGCGCCCGAGGGCUUCUCGUCCUCGAGGCCGGUCACGCCCAAGAUCAACAUGGCGGUGGUCAACGCCACGUCCACCCCGGCAGCGGUGGCCACCCCGCCGGUUAUCCCCAAGACCGGCAUGUCGGUGCAGGAGCUCAAGCAGUUGACGGCGCUGCGCGUAGCGUCGCAGAACGUGCCAGUACAUGCCAGCGAGGUGACCGGUCUAGUGAGCAAGGCGGUGCUCAGCAACGCCGCCAAGUCGCACUACCGCGACAGCUUGCGCAGCUCGCUCACUCCCGGCAGCACACCCAAGCGCGCGCACCACACUCGAAGCAGCAGCAGCACGCAGUUCGGUAGCGCGCAGUACAGCGGCUUUGGCAACCAGUCCAGCGACCUCAGCCGCAGCCAUGGCCCGAGUGAUCUCAGCCGUAGCCAUGGUCCGCUGAAUUCAGGAUCGUCGGGCGACGUGAUUCCUGUGCGCGGACACCGCAGUCGCUCGCGCAGCUCGCAGCUGCCGAACGUCGAUUCGUCGGGCGAUAACAUGCCUAUGCGCUACUCAUACACCGGCGGCCAGACCCCUGAAGACUACUUCUCUUCGUACGACUUUGGAGGAGGCAACUCGACAUCGUCCCAGGAAACGGAUCCUGGACGCGGCGGCCUCGACGAUGGCGCUGCAUCUGGCCGCAACUCGCUGCUUCAGUUCCCGGAAGAUUCGUUCCCGCCGCCACCGCCGAUGGACGAGAGUGGUGGCUUUGUUUCCACAGCUCUGCCGUCUUGGUCUCCGCCGCCCGCUCGAACCAAGAAACUCAAUGCCUCCUCGGCAAGUAGCGGCGCGACCUUCUACAACCAGCAGACAUCGUACUAUAAUAUCGCGUCAAAGGACGACUCGACCGCCAAUGAUGCUGCAGCAGGAGGAAGUCAAGGGCAGGACCAGAACGCGGUGCUGGCUCCGCCGCCUGGGCUUACAAGACGGCCAUCGAUGACGGUGCCCUGGCAGGUGGCUGAGGCCGUGCUCAACACGCCGCAAACCAAUACUGGUCGGAAGAAGCUACUCGAAUCCGAUCUUGAGAGCAGCACGAGCGGACUCAACUCGUCCGCAGCUGAAGCUGCAGCGCAGCUAACGGGGCUUUCGUUGCAGCCGUCGUCGCGUAGUCGAGGUUCGCAGCCCCCACCACCCCCACCGUCGUCUUCGGGCACGUUGUCAAGUUCGCCGCCGAGUUCUGGUGGCAUGCCACUAUCUGGAGGAGCCGCUGCUCGGCGCGGUAGCUUUGGCAAUGCCGCCGAGUUUUUCAAGUUCCGUCGACGUAGCAAGAGCCGCCUUGAGCUGGCUCGCGACAUGUCGUUCGGUGACAACGGUGAGCAGGGAGGAUACCCGAGCUACGGAACUGCGGGUGCUAUGCCUGGCAUCGCUGAGCGUCAUGGAGACGCCGAGGAUGGAGCUCAUGAUGAUUCGGCCUCAGAUGCGAGCUCAUCAACAUCAGCUAACGAUGAAUCCAGCUCGCAGGACUACACGGACGAGGACGUUGUGCAGGUGACUGGCGGCUACGAUGACAACACAGAGAUCUCGGGAAACUUCGUCUCGUUCUACAACGCUGCUCGUCAGCAGCAAGGCGGACUUUCGGCGUUAUCGAUUCCCCCGCCGCCGCCACCUCCUCCGAUGGGAGAUGACGACGAUGAUGCGUCGACAACAUCGUCGACCAAGGGCAACGGCUUUCCCAUGAUGAGCCCGAACGGUGCUCGCUUGCGCAAGGUAGCAGAAUUGGCACGACGGGGCAGCUUGAGCAGCGAGGACAAGACUCGCGCAAAGGACGAGAUUAUUCAGAGCUCGCUUGGGAUCGGUGCAAACAAUGCCGCGCGCCUGCUUGCCACUAAGAAGGAGGACCGAGGAGACCGCGUCCCUGCCACGGCUCCGCCGCCCGGAUUCCCUGGCGUUCCCCGUACGACACCGAAGGCCUCUGGCAAGAAGAUGCUCGCACCUGGAUCUGGGAUCGUGCGCAGCAGUGCGUCCUCUUCAUCGAGUACUUCUGCCGGCGCGGCGGCAGCUGCUGCGGCUCUUGGUGCCACUCCUCAGAGGACCGAACCCGCUGCUAGCAGUAGUUUGGAGGAGCGUCUCGCUGCCGCGGCCCAGAGAGUGGCAGACUGCGUUGGCAAGGGUGAUAUGACUGGAUUCCAGCAGGCUAUGGACGAGCUCGACUGGCUUCGCAACGAGGCCAGUAAGCUCAUGCGCGGUUGAGUGAAGCUUGACGUGGAGUGUGAGGUGCGUGAAUCAAGCGUUAGUAGAGCAGCAGAAACCAACAAAAAAAGAAACAAUCAACCAUGGUGU
Phytophthora sojae is the source of this 2592-nucleotide messenger RNA. RefSeq lists its product as hypothetical. Lineage: Eukaryota; Oomycota; Peronosporomycetes; Peronosporales; Peronosporaceae. The transcript has 2 exons. The record is from RefSeq and is a predicted model, not a curated record. The coding region runs from base 1 to 2502 and encodes 833 amino acids.